UUUGUUGGCACUUCUGCUGGACUUCAGUAGCAUCAGGAAUCAGCUACAGCUCCUGCUUGCCAGGCUCCUGGAGGUGCAGGAUGACUCUUUUCGAUGGCAUCUACCCCUUCUACCCGCAGCAGAGGAAGGCUGCUGGAUUUGAAAUCAGUGCCGUCAUAGUCAUCGUGGUCUUCCUGACGCUGGCUGGCAGCUUCCUGCUCAUCAUCCCUGGCAUCCGUGGACGGGCGAGGUGGUACUGGACUCUCCGUGUUCUCCUCAGCCUCUUCGUGGGACUGGUGAUUGUCGUUGUCCAGUUCACAGGGGACUGGGAGACCGGCUGGGUGCAGGCAAACACCUCCUACAAGUCCUUCAGCACCGUCCAGGUGAACGCGGACAUCGGGCUGCACAUCGGCCUGGGCGGGGUGAACGUCACGCUCAGGGGAAACCCAGUGAACCAGAUCAACGAGACCAUCAACUACAACGAGCACUUCCCCUGGAGAUUCGGGGCAGAUUAUGACCUCAGCUACAGCCAGGGGCUGCAGAAGGGGCUGCCCAGCCCCAUCCUCUACGUGGCAGAGAAGUUCAGGUCGCAGAGCCCCUGUGCUGUGCACAGGCAGUACCGCAUCGCCGGCCACUACGCCUCAGCCACGCUCUGGGUAGCCUUUUGCACGUGGAUCGUCUCCAACAUUCUCUUCUCCAUGCCUGUCCUCGUUUAUGGAGGGUACAUGCUCCUGGUCACGGGGGCCUUCAUGAUCUUCUCGCUGCUCUCGUUUUCCACCGUGAGGAACACCCCCUUGUGCCUGAUCCAGAUUGGGACCAGCACCCUGCACGUGGCCUAUGGGGGCUCCUUCUGGCUCAUGCUAGCAGUUGGCCUGCUCUGUUUUGUGUUUGGGAGUGCCGUUGUGGCAAUGCACUACCUCAAUCUGGACCUGCUGAAAACUUUCUUUGAUCUCCGUGAGGACAAUGCAGAGGAGUACCAGGAUAUGCCCGAGGUGUUCAUCAACCCUCAUUUCGUGAACAAGAGCCUGUCUCCUUCUCAGCCCUCUGAGAUCAACGGCGUCUAGAAGAAAGUCCUCACUCUCUCCCUGGAGAUGGACCCAAAAGGGCAGAACAAAUUCCUCUUGAUGUCCCCAGAGAUGCAUUUCCCCAUCCUACUGCCUUUGAAGUCAACCUUGGAAAAGGUCUUUGCUGCAAAUCCCUUCACAGACUGUGUCUCCCUGAGUCUGCCCUCUGGAAGGGGCAGGCUGUGCUGGGGGGCUGCCAUCAGAGCUGCUCACAGCUCCAGAGACUUGAGCUGCACACUCACCUGGGCAUCCCUGUCCCAGGAGGAAUGCCCUUCCUGCUCCUUGCCCUGCCACAGGGCAGCGCAGGGGUUCUCCAAGGUCUGUUCCUGCUGAAACUGAGAAACAGCUCAGGGGUGACAUUUCUCCCUGGGAGCGCCUGCCUCUCCAAAAGCCUGGGGUUAAACCUGCUCAUUUCUUUCCCAGACAUGACAUUUUGUAGUUUAGGUGUACCCAGGAAAGCCAGGCAUGGAUCCAGCUUCUGCAGGCUGGAUGCUGCAGGAACUGGAAUUAAAAAAACUGCUCCAGAAACAAAGACUGAGUAAAUGUACCCUGGAGGUUGCCAUGGGGGAUGUGGUGAUGUGAUACUCUUCACCUUCAAAUUUGAACUUUAUUAGACAAAACUCGUAGCCUAGCGGGGGCCAAAAAGAUGCCAUAGGAAAGGAAGGAGAGUGAAGAGUGAAGUUAUCCCUGUCCAGCUGGAGCACACUUAGACUGGCUGGGCAGCAGGGGAGGGAGGGAAUCUGUCCCUCUGCCUCACUCAGGUGAGACCCCACCUGCAGAGCUGCCUCCAGAGAGGGACAUGGAGCUGUUGGAGUGAGUCCAGAGGAGGCCAUGGAGAUGCUCCCGGGCUGGAGCCCCUCUGCUCUGAGCCAGGCUGGAGAGCUGGGGCUGUUUCCCUGGAGAAGAGAAGGCUCCAGGGACACCUCAGAGCCCCUUCCAGUGCCUGAAGUGGCUCUAGGAGAGCUGGAGAGGGACUGGGGACAAGGGCUGGAGGGACAGGACAGGGGGGAAUGGUUUCCCACUGCCAGAGGGCAGGGUUAGAUAGGAUAGUGGGAAGAAAUUCCUCCCUGUGAGAGUAGUGAGACCCUGGCACAGGUUGCUCAGAGAAGCUGUGGCUGCUCCAUCCCUAGAAGUGUUCCAGACCAGGUUGGAUGGGGCUUGGAGUAACCUGGAACACUGGAGGUGUCCCUGCCCAUGGUGGGGACAAGAUGAGCCUUAAGGUCCCUUCCUACCCAAACCAUUCUGGGAUUCUAGAUCUGAAUGCUGGAAACCUAUGCACCUUCACUCCAAUUAUUUGUGAAGUACACAAUUUCAAUAUUUUGACUUUUCUUUAUGAGAUCCUUGCUGGCAAAUUACUUACCUCUGUCAGAUGCUACUUGUGUGUCACUAAUGUGGUUUGUUCUGUGCAGGAAUUAUUUUCAAUAAAACUUUACUAAAACCUCUCUCCUUUGAAACACUGUGGAUGUUUAGGGGACUGGUUUCUUAAGAAGGGGCCAUGGGGCACAUCUGAAGGUCCCUUCUGGCAAGCCCCCAGCAGCAGGAUGGCAAGGAUGGCAAGUCCUCAUCCUUCCCAUGGGGACAAAUGUCUUGUUGGCACAUUUCAAGGUCACCCAUUAAGAAACCUUUCCCAUGAGGAGCUGUGAGAAUGUAGGAGAGCCCCAAAAGGACUUUAACUAGCUGAGUGCUGGGGCUAAAGCUGUGAGAUUAAACCAGCAAAACUCCAGCAGAAAAAGGAGGAUCCUUCCUUGAGAAUUUCUUGCAUCCAGACUCAUGAGGUUUGAAGGCACUAAUGGGAAGAAGAUACAGCAAAAUACAAGUUUUUGGGGCUGGUAUGGGACAAAUCCCAUGACCUGAAGACACAGGAGGCUGGGGGAUUUCCCAGCCUUUUGACCACCACAU
Messenger RNA from Prinia subflava (tawny-flanked prinia), 2942 nucleotides. It is a transcript of the gene DUOXA2, whose product is annotated as dual oxidase maturation factor 2. The transcript has 7 exons. Gene Ontology annotation, biological process: protein transport. Lineage: Eukaryota; Metazoa; Chordata; Aves; Passeriformes; Cisticolidae. Gene Ontology annotation, cellular component: endoplasmic reticulum membrane. The record is from RefSeq and is a predicted model, not a curated record. Bases 81 to 1043 code for a protein of 320 amino acids.